Didymodactylos carnosus is the source of this 1407-nucleotide messenger RNA. The record is from the annotation of a GenBank genome assembly. Lineage: Eukaryota; Metazoa; Rotifera; Eurotatoria; Philodinida; Philodinidae.
AUGUUUUACUCCGCAAGACAAUUCUCAUUACUUUCUCCGUGUUUACGGGUAUCAUCUCUGAUUCAGAAUCAAAUUCCUAUUGGUGGUCUCAUUUUACAAAGUCCUUAUACGUCUCUAUCCGAAUUGAUACGUAGCAAAGCCGGUGUUCUAAGUCAUUUGUUUAUCAAAGGCUGGAAUAACGUCGAACAGAUGAAAUUCAUGACGUGUCCAGUUUUAUUCAUACACGGUGAAAGAGAUUCUUUGGUUCCAUGCCAACAUUCUAGAACACUAUAUGACGCAUGUGUUUCAGCAAAAAAGAAAUUGGUUCUACUUGAUUAUGCCGAUCACAAUUCAAUUUAUCCGAGACAUGUGGUGAAUCAUCUUCGACACUUUAUCAAAGAUUUUCCAGUUAAAAAUGUUCCAGAAGUGCAAUUACAUGAAAAAUACCGUAAUGUACCAGAUGAUGUCAAAGAAGAUAGUAGAAGUGCCGGUGGGGUUCUACAUAAUUUAUUUUCAAUGUCAACAGCAUCUGCCAAUGCAUUAUCGUCAUCAGGAUUUCGAGAUUCUCAUGCUGUUCAUCCGUUACGUGGAAGUUCCAUUGACAUUCAUCCAAAUGCUCGAUGGCAACAGAAUGGUCUCACUGUGACUAGAGGAAAUGGAGAAGGCAAUGGAAUCAAUGAACUCUCAAACCCAUGGGGUUUGUCUGUUGAUGAUGAUGAUCAAACAAUCUAUAUCGCUGAUCCAUCGAAUCAUCGUAUUGUGGAAUGGAAAUUGGGUGCGACGAGUGGCCAAGUGGUUGCCGGUGGAAAUGGACAAGGAAGUGGGACUCAUCAGUUGUCUGACCCAUUAGAUGUGAUUGUCGACAAAGAGAGAGAUAGUCUCAUCAUCUGCGAUAGUUCAAAUACAAGAGUGAUUCGAUGGCCUCGUCGAAAUGCGACAAGUGGAGAAACAAUCAUCUCCAACAUCGAUUGUGUGGGUUUGACAAUGGACGAGAAUGGAUCUCUCUAUGUCGUUGACUUUGGAAAUUAUGAAGUGAGACGAUAUCGAAGAGGAGAAUCUCAAGGAACAGUGGCUGCAAGUGGCAAUGGACGUGGAAAUCGUCUCGAUCAACUCUAUGGCCCACAAUACGUAUUCGUCGAACGAGAUCAUUCAGCAUACGUGUCUGAUUGUGGAAAUCAUCGUGUGAUGAAAUGGAUGGAAGGUGCAAAACAAGGCAUUGUCGUGCCUGGUGAUCAAGGAAAAGCAAAUGGUCUUACACAAUUGUCAAAUCCUUGGGGAGUCGUUGUCGAUCAAUCGGGCACUGUCUAUGUGGCUGAUUGCGGGAAUGAUCGAAUCAUGCGUUGGCCCAAAGGAGCCACACUAGGAAGUGUCAUUGUUGAAUCAAAGGUUGAAUGUUCAUUUUUUCUACUAGUGGAUUUUAGAUCAUGA